UGCAAGUUUUUACGAGUUUAGUUUUCUUCACAAAUGUAUCCAUAAACUUGUGAUUCCUCAUAGACUUGGGAGGAAGAAUGGAUGGAUUUGGAACAAUCACUUGGUGGGGCUUUAGCCCUGCUAUUGAUCUUCUCAGCGAAGAUGUAAGUGAGUGUCUUGAAAAGAUGCACCUCAACUCGACUGCAGAUCCAGACACAGUGCACAUUCUCCUGAUAGGCGGUGGUGACAUAAGGCACAUUCUAAAAACGAUGUCGUGUUCAUGGAAACACAAGAAGAAAAAGCUACAUUUCUAUAUCAUAGAGAAUAAUCUGGAGUUAUAUGCAAGAGACUUGCUGUUUUUCUCCAUAGCCAUGGAAACUCGAGAAAGGAUGGGCUUACAAGAGAAAACUGAGCUGUUUUUAGAGUUGUAUGGUAACACUCUCGUCAGGUAUCAGUCUAUGGAAUAUGUACAGAAAUUGUCAACAGAAUUUAUAAAAAUGGUGACAGAUUUUGACAACUUAGCGGAGAAACUGCCCUACAUUGACAUGUCACAGCUUAAGUUCAAGGAGAGGGACAUGCUGGAAGCCAUAUUCAAAUUCUGGCGGAAUCCAAAUCGUGAGAAAGAUGUGUUUGACAUUGAGAAAGCCUGGGACCAGCGGCUACGAGCAUAUCUUGGAACACGAUAUGAUGCCAUUCCAAAUUGCUUUGACUGGGAUUACAGCAUGAAGAUGGCAGAAAGAGGGGCAGAAAUUCUCAACAGCAGAUUCUAUGCCAAAUGGCGGCUAUCUGGUGUUGCAUUUGAGAUCAGAGACGGCACGUAUAAUGUCCCAAAUAAGACAUUGGCAUCUGGGAUGAUUUUCAAGAAAGAAGGCGAGAGAUUAGCCAGACGUGGCUACUGGGGUGACACCUUAGUCAGUCCCUACAUCACCUUUGGGUUGGAGUGUGAGGAGAAAAGUUUCUUCAAGAAGUCGAACAAUAUACUGACAAGGUCAUCAGUUGACGUUGCAGAAUACAACAUGCUACAAAUCUUACAUGAACUCAUGCACAAAGAGAAGUACAUUCCAUCAAAAACAGAAGUAAAGCCAGAGGAGCAGAUGAACAAAGGUGCUACUUUGACUGAGAUAACUGAGGAAGAAGAGGAGGAAGAGAAAACAAAAGAGGAGCCGUCCAUGUCAGCUGCUAGUCCCCUUGAUUUAGAAUACAAGUCUCUUCAAUUAGACGAUGUCCGCAUCUCAUUCCUGCCACUCAACUCCGCCCUAGAUCUUCAUAAAAAGAACAAAUACCAGAAGUUAUUCAACAUCAUAUAUUUUUCAAAUAGCAUGGUGCACACAUUGACUCGCGAGAUUGAAUCCACGUUUGCUGACAAAGCCUCUGUUGUCUUGGAGACUGCAAAGUUCAUGAUUGAGUUGAAAAAGGAACAGACAACCGAAUUUGCAACGAAAAUUGUGGGUCUAGGUGAAAAGGCAAACUGCAAGCCUUGUGGUACUUACGAUGGCCUGAAUGACACCUUCAUCAGACUAACACACGAAUCGUAGAACAUUACCUGGACUCGAACACUGCUGCUGUGCUUCUCAGUGGAAAGAGUUCAAAUUGUCUUAUCAGGAAUAGGAAUGCUGGUUCAAUUGCUUAAAUGGACCUGCAAUGAAGGAUUUUGAAGGGAUACUAAGAUAAGGGACAAUCCACAGGACACACACAAUCUUCAAACCUUGUCAAACAGGUUGUGGAGAAAGUGCUGCCUUAUCAUGUGCUCCUAUAGUAGAUAUGCUAGCUAGUGCUGGUUUCCUGUUACCAGGACAUGUUAUCAUGUGCUCAUGUCCUGUUAAAUGAUCUACCCAAGCAUUUGAAACUCUCCCCAAACAUUCACUUUGUCUAGAGUCAUCUUAAAACUUGGUUGUUCCUAAAUCACUCUGGUAGUGUAGUGCCUUGAUCAUGCUUUGAAAAGGUCUGAUAUGAAUGUUUAGAUUAUUAUGUAUAUACAGCCUAUUUUUAAGGUUGGCAGCACUUUCAAAAGUUACUGUAAUCAUACCGAUAGACAUCGAAAAGUGUACACAGCCAGUCAGUAGAAUUCCUCUCCGUCCAUUACUGCGAGUUUGUUCUGUGAUCAACUUCAUUACCUAUAUGUUGCACCUUUGUUUUGAACAUUAUU
Messenger RNA from Lineus longissimus, 2125 nucleotides. Its product is annotated as dynein axonemal assembly factor 3-like. The record is from RefSeq and is a predicted model, not a curated record. Lineage: Eukaryota; Metazoa; Nemertea; Pilidiophora; Heteronemertea; Lineidae. Gene Ontology annotation, biological process: axonemal dynein complex assembly; motile cilium assembly. The transcript has 12 exons. Bases 78 to 1514 code for a protein of 478 amino acids.